UCUCGCUGGAGGAGUUCACUGUGUGCGUGCGGUUCACUUCCAACAGACCCGAGGGGCUGAACAGCAUCCGCCAAUCUGACUCUAUGGGCAUAAACUUUCUAUUCGUUUUGAUCUGGCCAUUUCACAGGUCCACCGACGCUACGUCUUUAAAAGCAUAGGACUUUGUAGUCCCCUGAUAAGGAACAUAUUUGAAUCUGUUGUUGAUUUACUAAAGAUGUCUAUAUUACCUUUCACGCCACCGAUUGUGAAGAGACUGUUGGGCUGGAAGAAGGGUGAGCAGAACGGACAGGAGGAGAAAUGGUGUGAAAAAGCAGUGAAGAGUCUGGUGAAGAAGUUAAAGAAGACAGGACAGUUGGAGGAGUUGGAGAAGGCCAUCACCACCCAGAAUAUCAACACCAAAUGCAUCACUAUACCGAGGUCUCUGGAUGGCCGUCUGCAAGUGUCUCACAGAAAAGGCCUUCCCCAUGUGAUCUACUGCCGGCUGUGGCGCUGGCCUGACCUGCAGUCCCACCACGAGCUGCGUGCUGUAGACUUGUGUGAGUUUGCUUUCCAUAUGAAGAAGGACGAGGUGUGUGUGAACCCUUACCACUACCAGCGUGUAGAGACACCAGUUUUGCCUCCAGUCCUGGUUCCUCGGCAUGCUGACAUCCCCACAGACUUCCCUCCACUGGAUGAUUUUAUCCCUGAGAACACCAUAUUCCCAGCGGGCAUUGAGCCUCCGAGCAACUAUAUACCGGAGACCCCUCCUCCAGGCUACCUGAGUGAGGAUGGGGAAACCAGCGACCACCAAAUGAACCACAGCAUGGACACAGGCUCCCCAAACCUUUCACCCAACCCUGUCUCUCCUGCCAACAGCAACCUAGAUCUGCAGCCGGUAACAUAUUGUGAAUCCGCAUUUUGGUGCUCGAUUUCCUACUACGAGCUGAAUCAGCGUGUGGGCGAGACUUUCCACGCCUCGCAACCGUCUCUGACCGUAGAUGGCUUUACGGACCCCUCUAACGCAGAGCGCUUCUGUCUGGGCCUGCUGUCCAACGUCAACCGCAAUGCAGCCGUGGAACUGACGCGCAGACACAUCGGCCGAGGUGUGCGUUUGUAUUACAUCGGCGGUGAGGUGUUUGCCGAGUGUCUGAGCGACAGUGCUAUUUUCGUCCAGAGUCCGAACUGUAACCAGCGGUAUGGCUGGCACCCUGCCACAGUAUGUAAGAUUCCUCCAGGCUGUAAUCUGAAGAUCUUCAAUAAUCAGGAAUUUGCAGCUCUGUUGGCCCAAUCAGUGAAUCAGGGAUUUGAGGCUGUUUACCAGCUGACCCGCAUGUGCACCAUUCGCAUGAGUUUCGUCAAAGGCUGGGGGGCAGAAUACCGGCGGCAGACAGUGACCAGCACCCCCUGCUGGAUUGAGCUGCAUCUCAACGGCCCCCUGCAGUGGCUGGACAAAGUGCUCACUCAGAUGGGCUCUCCGAACCUCCGCUGCUCCAGCGUGUCAUAGGACAAACCCUCAGCCCGUUUCAUGCAACUUUACCUUUCUAAUGACAUCUUCUGUUGCUGCUGAAUGCCAAGCAAACAAACAGAGCGAAACCGAGGACGGGGGAGACAAAACACCUGCUGGACUCCUCAGACUGUCACUUGAUCUUUUACAGAUCCUAAGAUUUUGCUUUGGGCAAAAAUAGACACGUACAGUUGAAGCACUUUGAACAAUGACACGCAAGGAGCAUGGAUCAUAUUUCCUCAGUGUUUGAAAUGAGGCAUUUUCCUCAUUGUGAAUUUAAAUGUGAAAAUGAAAUCAUGAUUCUGUCCGUUUUUGUUUUGAUCAAGAAGUGUAUCACGCAUUUAAUUUGAUCUAAAGGUAUUUGAAUCUUGGGCUCAGAAUAUGAUUGCUCAAAAUCAUAAACAUCCUCAUGGGGGGGCCUCAAAGAGUGCUUUGUUUCCACCACCUUCAGUGAAGGGGUCGUGUGUGAACUUUUACAGUAUACUA
Carassius auratus (goldfish) is the source of this 1969-nucleotide messenger RNA. It is a transcript of the gene smad3b, whose product is annotated as SMAD family member 3b. The transcript is spliced from 9 exons. NCBI's taxonomy places the organism in Eukaryota, Metazoa, Chordata, Actinopteri, Cypriniformes, Cyprinidae. The coding region runs from base 215 to 1483 and encodes 422 amino acids. The record is from RefSeq and is a predicted model, not a curated record. Gene Ontology annotation, biological process: positive regulation of transcription by RNA polymerase II; cell differentiation; anatomical structure morphogenesis. Gene Ontology annotation, cellular component: heteromeric SMAD protein complex. Gene Ontology annotation, molecular function: I-SMAD binding; RNA polymerase II cis-regulatory region sequence-specific DNA binding; DNA-binding transcription factor activity, RNA polymerase II-specific.